AAGCAUAAAAUGCAGUAAAUCGAAUAAGUAUAAUAUGGUCCUUCAUACAGACAGUUGUGCGAGGAGGGUGGAUUAGGCAACAUGGGUAACGGUGGAGUAUGCCCAACUGUUUGUACAAAGGAGUUGGUAGGACAAGACAACAUCAAUAAAUAGAGACAAUACAACAUGAAAUAUAAUACAUAAUAUAUAUACAUAAGAAUAAAAUUUGGACAUAUAGCACCCUCGAAUAAUGAUACCACAUACUAUAAAUGGGAGAAAUAGUCAACUUUAUAGGAGAAUGUGCAUAUAUGGUAUGUACCACUCAAGGGUGAGUGUCUUAAGUAAUAAAUGGCUAAUCUAGCAAAAAUGCGUUCCUUCCAGGCUUGGGGAAAUGCAAUGUAAUAGGUUCUGUCAAGUUAUACGCUUUUUUAAGGUACUUUGUAUUUUAUAGUUCUGAAUACCGCUAAAAAAGAUUAGGAUUCAAAAAAAGGAUAUUCAGGUUGCAUUUCCAUAAAACCUAUCAUGAUCGCAUUUCAGCCAGACAAUUCAAAGGUACAGUAUUCUUCUCCACCUGCAGACCUGACUGCUUGAAGAUGAGUUCUGGAGAUGUGAUGGUAUCUUCUGGCGUUGAGAAUGGCGCUGCAGCAUCAGGUGGAGAUGAUAAGAAAGAUGUGAUAUACCCAAAAACAUUUUCUGGCAUGCCGUUUGGUGAGGUGAAUCAUUUUGUGAAUGCAGAUGGUAAUUAUUUGUUUAGCAGAUAUUGGAAACCAGAAAAGGAAAUCAAAGCCUUAGUGUUUCAUGUUCAUGGUUAUGCAGAGCAUUGUGGUCGAUCAAAGGAAUUGGCGAAAAAAUUGAUGGAAAUAGGAGUUUUUUCAUUUGCACAUGAUCAUUAUGCUCAUGGAGAAAGUCAAGGUCUACGUUGUCAUGUGAUGGACUACACAAUUCUAAUCAGAGAUAUACGGCAGCACAUUGAUUUGAUUCGACCAGAAUACCCUGAUCUCCCUAUAUUUUUAUAUGGACAUUCAAUGGGAGGUGGAUUAUCGGUGUUAACAGCUCAUGAAAGACCAAACUAUUUUCGUGGUAUUUUGUUGUCUGCACCCUACAUUACACCUAGUCCAGAUACGGCCACCCCAUUCAAGGUGUUUCUGGCACAAGUUAUUGCUAGUGUCGCACCAAAACUGAGAAUUGGAAAGCUUAACUCAGAAUUUUUAUCAAGAGAUCAGAAACAAAUAGAUGAAGAUAUGAAUGAUCCCUUGAAUGAUCAUGAUGGAUUGAGGGCAGGAUUCGCCAUGCAAUUUCUUGCAAUGUCGGAUAAACUGAAAAAGAUUCUACCCAGUUUAGACAUACCUAUCUUUGCCGCACAUUCAGAAGCUGAUGCAAUAUGUGACAUCGGUGGAACAAAACUCUUGAUAGAAGUCUGUAACAGCAAAGAUAAAACAUUCAAGAUUUACAAGGAUUGCAUGCAUAUGUUAGAGCAUGAAACUCCAGAGUUUGUUGAGGAAUACUUCGCUGAAGUUUUGAAAUGGAUAAAGGAGAGAAUAUGAAUAUAAAUCAGUAUUUCAUAGAUAUUGCAUAAAUAUUGUUGAACUGAAACUAUACACAAUUUAUUUAUUUUAUAACAGUGUCUAAUUGUAUAGAAAUUUUCCAUCACAUUACCAUGCAUUUUAUUACCUUUUACCUGAAUAUUUGAGAUCGGUAGCAAUGUCAAGAAAUCUGUAUUUAUUUUAUUAGUAAACUGUUUUUAACAUGUUUAAUGCCACCUAAGUGCCCCAGCAUAGCUUGUUAGGUAUACUGAUUUUAAAAAUUUAUCACCUAUAUUUUUUAUAUUCAAAGUAUAAUAAAUGCACUUAAUUUGAAACUUUCACAAUCAUGACCAAACUGUGUUCUGAUAUUUGAAAUGCACCUAUAUGUAAAUUAAUUAAAAUACUCUAUGUUAGUUUUCACAUUUCACCCCGGUUGACAAAAAAGAACAUCUUGAGGAUUCGUAAAGAGUGUCACGGACAUUAAA
Messenger RNA from Styela clava, 1987 nucleotides. NCBI's taxonomy places the organism in Eukaryota, Metazoa, Chordata, Ascidiacea, Stolidobranchia, Styelidae. The record is from RefSeq and is a predicted model, not a curated record.